This is a messenger RNA of Melospiza georgiana, 5842 nucleotides long. It is a transcript of the gene SERTAD2, whose product is annotated as SERTA domain containing 2. The record is from RefSeq and is a predicted model, not a curated record. Lineage: Eukaryota; Metazoa; Chordata; Aves; Passeriformes; Passerellidae. Gene Ontology annotation, molecular function: transcription regulator activity. Gene Ontology annotation, cellular component: nucleus. The transcript is spliced from 3 exons. Bases 455 to 1399 code for a protein of 314 amino acids.
CACAGGGCUGGCGGGCCGCACUUGUCACCGUGUCACAUCCUCCCUGCCGCCUGCCGACCCGGCUCACCCUCCCCAGCUCGGCCGCCGCCCGGGGCCGCCGCGGCGGCAUGGGAUAGAGCCGGGCAGAGCCGCCCUCGCCGCUGGUUUCACGUUGACCUCCCCGCGGUUUAAAUCCUUCCCCGCGUGUCCCCCCCGCCGCCUCCUCGCCUCCCCCGCGGCCCCUCUCUCCGCCGAGCCCCCGCUCCCCCGGGCGCCUCCCUCGCCGGUCCUCGCCGCGGAGCCCCCGGAGCGGAUAGCGCCUGGUGCCGAGCGCUUCCCUCCUUCCCCCAAGUCUUCGGGCUCUCGAACAUCUCCGUUUGGCCUCAUUUUUGUGCUUCGGUGGUGUCUGCACAGCCCAAAUUAGCAGCGAGGAUUCCACGGACGGGGGCCGCCGCCUCCCUCGGCUCCCAGAUAUAUGUUGGGGAAAGGAGGAAAGCGGAAGUUUGACGAGCAUGAAGAUGGGCUGGAAGGCAAAGUGGUGUCUCCCACUGACGGUCCCUCUAAGGUGUCUUACACCUUACAGCGUCAGACUAUCUUCAACAUUUCCCUUAUGAAACUUUAUAACCACAGGCCAUUAACCGAGCCAAGCUUGCAAAAGACAGUUUUAAUUAACAACAUGUUGAGGCGAAUCCAGGAAGAACUCAAACAAGAAGGCAGCUUGAGGCCCAUGUUUGUGGGCGCUUCGCAGCCUGCCGACCCUCUCAGCGACAACUUCCGCGAGGCGCAGCCGGCCUUCAGCCACCUGGCCUCGCCGCCCCUGCUCCCCGCCGACCUGGUAAGCACUAUGCCCCUGGAGUCCUGCCUCACCCCGGCCUCUCUGCUCGAGGACGACACUUUUUGCACUUCCCCGGCUGUCCAGCACGAUGGUCCGACGAAGCCACCACCUCCUGCUCUCCAGCCAGUAAAGGACAGCUUCUCCUCAGCCUUGGAUGAAAUCGAGGAGCUUUGUCCAGCACCUACCUCCGCAGAGGCAGUAGCAGCUGAGCCGGCAGCCGACGACUCGAAAGCCCAGCCCAGCGAGUCCAACACCCACAAGCCCGAGGGCCUCCCGGAGAGCAGAACGGCUGAAUCCAAACUCAUGGACCCCCUGCCUGGCAACUUUGAGAUAACAGCUUCCACAGGUUUCCUCACAGACUUGACCCUGGAUGACAUUCUGUUCGCUGAUAUUGAUACGUCCAUGUAUGAUUUUGACCCCUGCACGUCUGCCACGGGGGCUGCCUCAAAAAUGGCUCCUGUCUCAGCAGAUGAGCUCCUAAAAACUCUCGCUCCGUACAGCAGUCAGCCAGUAACUCCAAAUCAGCCUUUCAAAAUGGAUCUCACAGAACUGGAUCACAUCAUGGAGGUGCUUGUUGGGUCUUAAAAAUAUUAGAAAUAUAUCAACUUUUUUUGGUCUUUUUUUUUUUUUUUUUUUUAAUUUUAAGUACCAGUAUAUACACUUGGUAGUAUUUCCAUAGUCCCUCCUAGCCCCGAUUCACAGCACUGUGCAUGCAUCCUUGCUUGCCUUUUUUGAAAAGAAAAGGAUCACACUAGUUUUUGCUUCGAGCAGAGUUGGAGUGCCUUCAUCCAUGUAUGACCACUUCUAAUGUAUUUUUUUUAAAGUGGUUCCUCAAGGAAGACCGAAUAUCCUGGUAUAGGAAAGAAUACGUAUUGUAGACAAUGUUAUGUUAUUACAAAAAAAAAAAGAAAAAAAGGAAAAAAAAAAGGUAAAAGCUAAGCACAAGGAUUAUGUUGGGGAAAGCUGUAAAUUGCAUGUGCAUACUUGUCUAUUUUUUCUAUAAGUUUUAUUGCAAGAGGUAAAAAAUUUUAUUAUUUAGAUAAUCUCAAUACCAUUUUAGCCCUGUAUAGGUUGACUUUAGCAAUUCAGCCUUUUGGAGGCAUUAACCUGCUCCUCUUUAAGUGUUGCAUUUACAUGGCUGUUUAGAAACUGCUGCCCAAAUUUAUUUUAUAUUUUUGUACAGAUUCUGCAGUUUAUGGUAUUGUUUUUUCUAAAAACAAAUGCUGUUUAUACACACAAAAAAAUAGCUAUUUUGAUAGGAUUUGCUCACAUAGUUCCUGCAUAAUUCAGAUGUACAAGAACCACUUGUACUUUUAUACAGAGUUGUAAUGUUUUAUAUGUGUAUGGUGCAAAGAGAAAAUUGGAUCAAAUAAGCCUGCAGUCGGUUUCCCUGAAUGCAAACAAAAAAAAAAGUGCUUUAAGAAAGGGCUGGGAGCUGCUUCUGCCGGAGUUUCACAAGUGUUUGCUCCCUGCUGUACCCACUGCGCACUACUGUGAUUCCUGAAACUUAGAGCCAUGUCCUUUCCAACACGUAUGUGAAGCAGUUGGCAGGAAACAGUUGUGGAACUUCACCCGGAGCUCCUGAGCGCUGCCGUGGCCGCAGCUCCCGCCCACCCCACGUGGAGCCUUAACCCGGCGGAGAUCGGCACCUCCUGACCCGGAGCUCCUGGCAAUGGUGAGGGGAGCCCGGAGAGCCAGCCAGGCUCCCGUGGCACUCCCUGACUGAUGGCGCGAGGCUGGGAGCAUCCGCUCGCCCUUUCUUGGAGCAUUUCUCCUCCCCUCUCCCACCUCACUGUGCUAAGUGCUGAAAAAGGCAGCUUCAGUAUUACUGCAGUGAAGCUCAUCUCGUACCUGCACUGGAUGGACUUGCUUCAAUAUCCAUUGCUGUCAAAACUGGAGCCAGUCGUGUGACAUCACUUAGCAUCUCGUAUAGAGUUGGGUUCUUGUAUCAACUGCGUUACCUGCUUUACACUUUAUAGACCCGUUUUACAAGGAAUAUACAGACACAGCUUUCUAUGCAUGGUCCCCUCCCCCGUAACACCUGAGAAGUCUUCUUACUGCACCAAUAGCUGUUUUUUUUUUUUCCUGAGUUCGUUGUGGUGUACAUUUAAUUUAAAAAGAAAAAAGUGUUUGCAAUGUAUCAUGCCUAUUGCUGAAGUUGCUAUGGCAUUUUAGUUUUCCAAUGGUACUUUAGUUGUUGAGUGCCGGUUACAACCUGUAUUGUUGACAUGCCUAUGGCUUCUUUAGGAAUAACUUUUAUAUUUAUUUAAGAAAUUUUAAAUUAUGUUUUACGUCAUUUGGCAAUAUUCAGUCAGUUCUGCUCCCUUCUUGUCAUGGAUGAAAUUGGGUCUUGCCUGCCUUUUGAGGAGGCGGCUUUUUGUAAAUUGGCACUUUAAAGCAGGCCAUAUAUAGUUAUUAGUAUAUAGAUAGAUGUAACAUAGAUAUGCACACAGACACAGGAUGAGAGCAAAUACAUUUUUGCAAUGAAGGAACUCCUAAUGGAAAUGAAAUGCAUCAUGUACAGCUGCGAAAGGCGCUUCUGGCUCCCAGCUCAUCUGUCAGGGAGAGACAGGGCUGGGGAGGAGGGGGGCACUGGCCCAGGGGGGUGGGUUUGCUUUCUUCUGUUCCCAAGCUGAGCUCCGUGAAGCACUGGGGUGCUGAUGGAUCUGCAGUCACUACACAGACUAAAGAGAAAGGAGGUUAUGCUUCAACGGAGAGCCACUGACCAAGUGUAGCGUUAGGGACCAGGGGAAGGGAGGGCAGGGAGGGGAGGCUCAGCUCCAGAUCCACCCAGCCCUUGUUCCACAGCAGUCCUCAGCCCCUGCAGGAGAACCCACAGCCUUUCUGUCCCUGCACCUCGAGUACCUGGGAACACAAUGCUGCACAAACCUGGAACAGCACCAGGCUCGGUAACUUGGAGGCACUUGCCUUACCAUGCUUAAAAACUGGUUUGCAGGAUGCUGGAGCCAUCUGUUUUUUGGGAUUACUUAAGUAUUUAUGCCUGCAUAAAUAUCACCUGCUAGGCAAAAGCUCCCAUCAGUGCCCUUCUCAGAGACCUGUGCUGUUCAGGGGAGUCAGCUGAAGGGAAGUUUUUGUACCCAGAGAGCAGGAGCUGAGCUCUAAAUCCAGCCUGCCGCUUGGGCGGUGUCUGUGGCUCCUUGGUGCUGAAGCCCAUGUCCUGGGGCAGAAUCCCUGCAGGAAUCCCACAGGACAGAAACCUACUUGAUUUGUGGGACUCAGCAGAAGGUUGGGAAGGCUGCUGCAGGCCUGGGUCGAAGGGCUGAGCUGUGGCUUUCCCCCUGCCCAGUCACUGAGUGUCUCCAGCUGGGCCUGUGCUGUGGUCCCAACAGCAGCCAAGCAUGGAAUUUCUCUGAGACCUACACCAGGGAUGGAGAUUGACAUUAACGUGCAAUGAAGUGACAAGAUGGGAGCAGAAUAAGAGGGCUUUGGAUUUGAAGUGAUUUUUUUUUCUUAAAUUAUUUAUUCUUUUUUUUUUUUUCUUCUGUAAAUAUAUUUAUUUUAUUGUGAAGCUAACAACAUCUGGAUUGUAACAUGUACAGAAUGUAUGGUAGGAAUGUAUCCUCUUGUAGGAAUGUAAAUCUGUAUGAAAAAGGGUAUGGGAGCCAGAUUCAGAAAGAAUUAAUUGAGUUCCAGUCAGGAUAUGCAUGGAUCACAAGAUUAUUUUUUUCCUACACUCUUUUUCUAAUAUGGGUCUGGUUGUUUGAAAUAUGCAAAAAAAGGUAUGGAGGAGGGACAGGGUUAUGUUCAAAAUUAGUUCUAAUCAGGCUCCCACCCCCCAGUGGCUGCUUGAGAGGGGCCUCCCUUGGCAUGCUACUGGAAUUUGCCACUGAAGGCAGCAGCAAAUGCAGUCAUCUCCAUCGUGCUGGCCUGGGAAAGGUUUAGAAAAGAUGUUUUCUUCCCUUAUUUUUCAAACACGCAUGGGAGGCCCAGCAGAACUCCCUGGGGCCGGGUGCCCUGGAAGGGGCAGGGUGUUCCCCAGGAGUUGUGCCGGAGCUGGGGCCGGGCAGGAUCUCCCGUCCCGUGGAGCCCAAAGCCCGGCUCUGUGUCCGGCCAGCCGGGCCCAGGGCUCCGCACUCCCUCCGGAGCCUGGGAGCCAGGGAAGGGGAGCAUCCCUGCUGGAGAGAGCGCCUCGGUCUGUGCGGGCACCGCCUGCAGCCCCCGGACAGCAACGCCGCCAGGAGCCACCGCUCACUGCCAGGAGAAAUUCGGAUUUUCCUCAACGCCGUGUGGUAAGAGCCUGGGUUAUUUAAAACACAUGCUUUUGAAUCCAAAGUUUACACUUUAUUACUAUUAAAUUGAGUAUAUAGCAAUGGGUCCUGUCUGACAAAUGGUUUAAUUCAUUCUGGCAUGUUUUGAACUUUUUGUUCUUGUUACAGGGUUUCUUUUGGUUUGGUUUUGUUCUUUUUUUUCCUCCCCCAAGCCCCCCAAUCAGGCUUCAGUAUCCUGCUUCUGUGCAAGUUGCUUUCAAUAUUCUAUUAAUUAACGAGACUGAACAUUUUAAAAUAAAUUAGUUAUUUUUAAGCACUUUUUUCUUUUUCUGAAAAUAAGCCUAAUGCAAGUUCUGGAACCUCUUUAAAAACACAAAUUGCAGAUAAAAUCCCAACCUCAACUUCUAUCUAGUUCUGAGCGUAUUCCAUACUAGUGCCUGCAAAGGCCAAGAUUCUGGAAAAGGUGUAAAUAGUGUGACAUGUUCAGUGCAUGGUUGUUUGAACAGGGCUUGUUAUUGUCAAGAAAAAAAAAAAAAAAAAGAAAAAAAGAAAAAAAAGGAAAAAAAUAGAAAAAAAAAAAAGAAAAAAGGCUGUAUUUCCCCUUCCCCUCCCACAGACCUUAGAGCUGUGCCUUUUCUAUGCAAUAUUACAGACAUCUGAAACCAGAUUACUGUAUUCACAUGUAGGUAUGGGCUGUAAUCAAAAAAACAAUUGGACAAAUGUACAUGGAAAUCAGCAGUCUUACUUUUGUAGUUUUAUAUUAUACAAUAAACAAUUAAAAUAAAUUCUGGCUUUGUUC